This is a messenger RNA of Formica exsecta, 632 nucleotides long. Its product is annotated as PH domain leucine-rich repeat-containing protein phosphatase 2-like. The coding region runs from base 84 to 524 and encodes 146 amino acids. The record is from RefSeq and is a predicted model, not a curated record. The transcript is spliced from 2 exons. NCBI's taxonomy places the organism in Eukaryota, Metazoa, Arthropoda, Insecta, Hymenoptera, Formicidae. Gene Ontology annotation, molecular function: protein binding.
UUCUCUUUUAUUAUUUUGUUAAUUUUUGUCUUACGUAGAAAUUAUAUACUUUCAGCAAUAAUUUAGAUGCAUUGCCGGAAUGGAUGACUGAAUUGCCAGCACUGCGCGUUCUUUUCGCAUCGCACAACGCACUAACGGCUCUACCGGAUAGAUUGCUGUCACAGCCAUCGAGACUGGAAGUUCUUCAUUUGCCUCACAACCGAUUACAAGCCCUACCACCGCCCAGAAGGCCAUUGAACAUCGUUCAUUUGACUCUUCAGGGCAAUAUGUUAACCACGCUACCGACUAGCUUUUUCACCAAUACUGAAAAAAUGAAAGUUUUGAACCUCUCCAACAAUCGGCUCUCCGAACUACCGUAUCGCGAGGAAGCCGGCAGGAGCCAUCAGGGAUCGCAUACCUUGGAGAAAUUAUAUGUCACGGCGAAUUGCCUGACCGAUACCGCCCUAGACGCUCUCGCAAAGUUCACAUCCCUGAGAAUUCUUCAUAUUGCUUACAACACCCUAGAUACGUUACCGGAAAGGUGAGCAUAUACCUAUUUUAUGCGAAGGGAAAAACAACGAUUUAAUCCCAUAUUGAGAUACAAUAAAAUACAAAACGUGUAAUAAAAAAAUUUAUUUUUCAGUAAACUAUCG